Messenger RNA from Syzygium oleosum, 1427 nucleotides. RefSeq names its product cyclin-dependent protein kinase inhibitor SMR3-like. The record is from RefSeq and is a predicted model, not a curated record. The coding region runs from base 325 to 888 and encodes 187 amino acids. Gene Ontology annotation, biological process: regulation of DNA endoreduplication. The transcript has 2 exons. NCBI's taxonomy places the organism in Eukaryota, Viridiplantae, Streptophyta, Magnoliopsida, Myrtales, Myrtaceae.
CAAACGACUGUUGAUUACAUUAUUUCACUUAUGAAGUGAGCCUAGGAAAUAAUCUGCGGAAAUAGACAGUUUUAACCGAGAGAGAAAUAGGCAAAGGAGUUCAUAUGAGUGCAUCGGAUCCUUCGCCAACAACGCCUUUCUCUCUCUCUCUCUCUCUGGAGAAAGUGUCAAAAGACUGACAAAAUUCUCUAACUAAACAAACAGUUUCAGAUGCUGAUUUCGUGAUCGUGUACGUGAUUCAUUCACCACGUUGGAGAUCUCUCCAUUGCUUCUCUCAUCCCUCCUGCUCAUCGUCACCAGCUACAUCUUCUUGAUUCGUUCUUCAUGCACUGCUCCAACUUCAUGCGAAACAUUUCCCCUCUAAUCAUCACUCCAAUGUCCAAUGGUUCUGAGCAGCUCGUCGCCGAAGAUGAGCAAGAAACGAUCCGAAGUGACAAGUUGAAGAAUCCCCAGUUGGAGUACGACUACGAGAUCGCCCAAAUUUCCCCUUUGGACCACGUUGGCAUCGAGACUGAUCAUCUGAGGCCGAAGAAAACCAUCGGAACAAGCAAAGAAGAAGAAGAGGAGGAGGAGGAGGAGGAGGAGUGUGGAACAACGUCGUUCCGAGAAGAACCGGAGCUUGUCGAAGAAGAUGGGGAGAACAAUGAUGGAUUCAGGACUCCGACGUCCUUGGACCACAAAAUCCCUGCAAUGACCCAAUGCCCGCCUGCGCCGAUGAAGCCGAAGCCAACGAGAAAGCGGAAAUUGUCGUCGUCGUCGUCAAUGUCAUCCGAUGAUCGCUGCAGAGAAGUGAUUGAACUCGAUUUCUCCGAGGAAGUGGAAUCACUGUUUUGGCCAAUUCGUCGCGAUGAGAUCAAGAAAGCUAGAAGGAAUGGAAAUAAUAAUUGAUGAUUGAUUAUAUGUCCAUUUGAUGAGGUUGGCCAUGAUGAGAAGCACUUGAAUAUGCUGAAGAAUGAAAAAGUAGCGAAAGGAAAAUGUGGACCAGAUUCAUUGGAAAGGAGCAUAACUUUGGAAAUCCAGUUUGGUGCUUUUUUCUCCAGGUGUUACAGUGCUCUCUUUGAGGAAAUAUUUCCUGCCAAGAGUUCUAUACCAUCUGCUAAUUUAGUUUCUGACUCUCCGAUGGAAAUUUGGAGUUCCAGAUGAAAUUUCGUUCUUCGGUAUCUGAAAAUAUUAUAUGUUCUUUUUCUCUGUCCUUUCUUACCUGGUAAAUGAGGUUGCUGUUCUUCCUAAGAGGAGUAGAGAACCAGACAUCCUCCGCAAGUUUCAGAGUCCUCAACACAAACAGUAUCCAUAGACGUAUGGAGGAUUUUGUGUACAUAUACACACGUGUACUAUCUCUGUUAGUACGAUGUACAUGAUCUUUGGCUGCUUCAUGUGAUCUGCUACUAUGGGUUUAUGUUAAUGAUCCGACGGGAAAUUUCCAGCUA